Talaromyces stipitatus ATCC 10500 is the source of this 1632-nucleotide messenger RNA. Its product is annotated as 1,4-beta-D-glucan-cellobiohydrolyase, putative. The record is from RefSeq and is a predicted model, not a curated record. Gene Ontology annotation, molecular function: cellulose binding; hydrolase activity, hydrolyzing O-glycosyl compounds. The transcript has a single exon. The coding region runs from base 1 to 1581 and encodes 526 amino acids. Lineage: Eukaryota; Fungi; Ascomycota; Eurotiomycetes; Eurotiales; Trichocomaceae. Gene Ontology annotation, cellular component: extracellular region. Gene Ontology annotation, biological process: carbohydrate metabolic process.
AUGUCUGCCUUGAACUCGUUCAAAAUGUACAAGAACGCCCUCAUUCUGGGUUCUCUCCUGGCGACAGCCCACGCUCAACAGAUUGGUAAUCUUACUGCUGAGACCCAGCCAUCUUUGUCCUGGUCCACUUGCACAUCAGGUGGCAGCUGUACCUCAAAGAGUGCCUCCAUUACUUUGGAUGCCAACUGGCGUUGGGUGCAUAGUGUCAAUGGCAGCACCAAUUGCUACACCGGUAACACUUGGGAUACAUCCAUCUGCGACACUGAUACUUCCUGCGCCCAGGACUGUGCUGUCGACGGUGCAGACUACUCGGGAACGUACGGUAUUACCACUUCAGGAAAUUCACUGCGUCUGAACUUCGUUACGGGCUCCAACGUUGGAUCCCGUACUUACCUGAUGGCCGAUAAGACGCAUUACCAACUCUUCAACCUGUUGAACCAGGAGUUCACUUUCACGGUCGAUGCGUCUACCCUCCCAUGUGGUUUGAACGGCGCUCUCUACUUUGUCUCCAUGGAUGCAGAUGGAGGUGUCUCAAAGCAACCUAACAACAAGGCUGGUGCUCAGUACGGUGUUGGAUACUGUGACUCUCAGUGCCCGCGUGACCUGAAGUUCAUCGGCGGUCAGGCCAACGUUGAGGGGUGGCAACCCUCAUCCAACAACUCCAACACCGGCCUCGGCAAUCACGGAUCUUGCUGUGCAGAGCUUGAUAUCUGGGAGGCUAACAGUAUCUCAGAAGCCUUGACCCCUCAUCCUUGCGAUACAUCGUCACAAACUGUAUGCACCGGCGAUGCCUGCGGUGGUACCUACAGCAAUGACCGUUAUGGUGGUACUUGCGAUCCCGACGGAUGUGAUUUCAACCCUUACCGAGUUGGUGUCACUGACUUCUACGGCCCCGGAAUGACCAUUGACACUACCAAGCCCGUGACUGUAGUAACUCAGUUCGUCACUAAUGACGGUACCUCAAGCGGUACCCUUUCUGAGAUCAGACGCUACUAUGUCCAGAAUGGUAAGGUCUUUGCACAGCCUUCUUCCAAGAUUGACGGAAUUAGCGGAAAUGCCAUCAAUUCCGACUACUGCUCCGCUGAGAUUUCCACUUUCGGUGGCAACCCUUCGUUCACUAAGCAUGGUGGUUUGGCAGGUGUGAGCACAGCACUUAAGAAUGGUAUGGUUUUGGUGAUGAGCUUGUGGGACGACUACUCCGUCAACAUGCUUUGGCUCGACAGCACCUACCCAACAAAUGCCACUGGUACUCCUGGCGCAGCUCGUGGUACCUGCUCCACAUCCUCUGGUUCACCCAAGACCGUUGAGGCCAACUCACCUAACGCCCAUGUUAUCUUCUCGGAUAUCCGAGUUGGUCCCUUGAACUCUACUUUCAGUGGCUCUGGUACUUCUACCCCUGGCGGUGGUAGCAGCACUACAACCAGCCCGGGUUCCACUACCACUACUCCCGGAAGUGGAAGUGGAAGUGGAGUUGCUUCGCAUUACGGACAGUGUGGUGGUCAGGGAUGGACUGGCCCAACCACCUGUGCUAGUGGAUUUACUUGCACUGUUAUAAACCCUUACUACUCGCAAUGCCUGUAGAUGGUUGAUAUCGGUUGGAUGGGAAAUGACAGACAGGAGAGAAAUAUCAAA